Messenger RNA from Gossypium raimondii (Peruvian cotton), 3165 nucleotides. Its product is annotated as phospholipase A1 PLIP1, chloroplastic. Gene Ontology annotation, molecular function: glycerophospholipid phospholipase A1 activity. The record is from RefSeq and is a predicted model, not a curated record. The transcript has 6 exons. Gene Ontology annotation, biological process: lipid metabolic process. Bases 871 to 2892 code for a protein of 673 amino acids. Lineage: Eukaryota; Viridiplantae; Streptophyta; Magnoliopsida; Malvales; Malvaceae.
GUGAUCCAACAUUUUUGGUUAAAGGGCACAUUGGGGGAUAAUCUUUGUCUAUAGUUAUACGUGGCGAUUUCUAAGGUUACCACAAAAAGGCUGGUUUUAUUCAAAUCAAUUGAUUUUCGUGCCUCCGCCGUAACAGGCGGUUGUAAAUUGGCGGGAAAUAAAGGAUCGAGCAGAAAGACAGCCAAUUAACGGUGUGGAAAUGUGGCAGCAACUGGCAGUGGGGCGCUUCAUGCAACCACACAUUUGGCCGGCGCGGAUCUACUGAAUUUACGUUUCUACCCCUCUGCUUACCAUCAUAAUAUCGCAAAUGCCUUCGGAAAACAAGAAGGGCGUUUUAGUCAUUGAAAUCCAUGUUUUGGAACGAACCUCUCAUAUUGUCCACGUGAAUAGAUUCUCUCAGACAGUGAGAGUCUUCUUCCUCAUUUGAUUUUUUCAUCCUUUUUUCUUUAAUUAUAAACAGAUCUCACUCUCAAAAAAAAAAAAGGUCUGUUUCAAUUUCGAAAUUCAAAAAGAUGCUCCCUUUUUUCAGCUUGUAUUUUCUUCUCCGAAUUCAUCAAUUUUGACUCAGCUUUCAAGUUUUCUUUUCUCUUUUACGUUUCUCAUAUCUAUCGGUUCCGAUAUUGCGAUCCAGCAUUGUACGAUCUCUCCUUAGCAUUGUCGCCGAUCUCCUCCUAAACUAAGGAUUCCAAAAUAUCCUACUCUUAGUUGGUGGACUUGGCAAUGCAUGACAGACGACGGGGAUUUUCAAGAAUGGAGGAUAUUGCUUGUUUUGAGGUAAUGAAGCCCGAAAAAUAUCGCCAUCGAGAUCAACAACAAUAGGGUCUUGUUUCUUUCCAGGAAAAGUUGUGUUAUUUUUCUGAUUGAAAAGCUAUGGCAUGCGCAUCCAUGGCUGUCCCUACCUCUCGAGUCACCUCGAAGGCGAAAGAGGAAGAGAUUAACGGGCUUCGAAGAUUGGAUUCCGGCAUGAAUAGAGCUGGCAUUCGAAGGUCUUAUUCUGACAAUCACCUUUGUUGCUCUAUUAAUCGGAUACGUGCCGCUGCAUCGACGAAGCCGACCAUGACAAAGAGCAGUUCGGUCGGGAUCCUUCCAUCGUUGCUGCCGUUUCAAAUAUCAAGUUCCAUAAUUCCAAACUCGGUUAGGUCGUUUUUGUUCGACGACAACGAUGAUGAAGAGGAGGAAAUAAAGAGGGCAAAUUGGGUGAAUAGGUUGCUGGAAGUUCAUAGUCGUUGGAAACAUAGACAAAUAGAAGAUGGUGUUGAAGGAGGUGAAAUAUAUGAUGAGAACGAAAAUGAUGGCAAUGAAGAUGAACAUGAAGGUGGCUGCGAAGUGAACUACAACUCCGAUGAAGAAGGAGACGAAGUGAUGUACGACCGUGAAUCGUUCUCGAAAUUAUUAGUUCGAGUUCCAUUGUCUGAUACCAAGCUGUUUUCUGAGCUUGCCUUCUUAUGCAACAUAGCUUAUGUCAUACCAAAGAUUGAGGGAAUGGAGUUAAGAAAAUAUUACGGUCUAAAGUUCGUGACAUCGUCUAUCGAAAAGAAAGCGGAAGUGGCUACGAUCAAGGCCAAAAUGGAUCAGGAUUCUAUUCGUGUACCUGUUGCUACCCCAGAAAGUACUGAGUUGGAGAAAGUUGAGGGUACUGAGACUAAGCGUCUGAUCAGCCUAUCUGCUGUUUAUGAGAUUGCUGCUUCAGCUGCGUGCUACGUUCAGUCACGAGCAAAGGGUCUUUUGUCCCCUGGAUUUAAGUCACCAGUGGAAGAUGAAAGGGAUUUGCGUAGGUCCGGAGAUGAGCAUGAAAUGGAAGGGGAGAAUUUGCCUCGAGUAUAUAACUCGGAGGUGGCUGCAUACAUGGCAGCAUCGGCGAUGACUGCGGUGGUUAGAUCUGGGGAGAAGGAAAAACAAGAGACGGCAAAGGACCUUCAGUCUCUGCAGUCAUCACCUUGCGAAUGGUUUGUUUGCGAUGAGUUGAGCACGUAUACUCGCUGUUUUGUAAUUCAGGGGUCCGACUCUCUAGCAUCGUGGCAGGCGAACCUUUUGUUCGAGCCUACUACAUUUGAGGAUACUGAUGUGCUUGUUCAUAGAGGAAUUUAUGAAGCUGCAAAAGGCAUAUAUGAACAAUUCUUGCCUGAAAUUAUGGAUCAUCUAAAUCGGCACGGGGACCGUGCGAAGCUUCAAUUCACCGGUCAUUCCCUUGGGGGAAGUCUUUCUCUUUUAGUUAGCUUAAUGUUGUUAGCUAAGAAAGUCGUAAAGCCUUCUGCUCUUCGACCGGUCAUCACUUUCGGGUCGCCGUUUGUGUUUUGCGGAGGUCAAAAGAUACUAGAAGAAUUCGGGUUAGAUGAUAACCAUGUUCAUUGCGUGAUGAUGCACCGAGACAUCGUCCCUAGAGCCUUUUCCUGCAAAUAUCCGAACCAUGUUGCUAUUGUCCUCAAGCGUUUGCCCGGUUCCCUCCGAUCUCACCGUUGUUUGCUCAAAAAUAAACUUUUGUACACUCCGCUUGGGAAACUAUUCAUUGUCCAACCGAGCGAGAAGUCGUCUCCGCCACACCCCCUACUCCCUCUCGGAACCGCUCUUUACGAAUUAGACAAGACGCAUAACGGAUACUCCACGAAAGCACUUAAGGCUUUCCUCAAUUGUCCUCAUCCAUUGGAUACCCUCAGCGAUCUUACGGCAUAUGGCUCGGAAGGUACUAUUUUACGAGACCAUGACUCAAGCAACUACUUGAAAGCAAUCAAUGGGGUCUUAAGGCAACACAAAAAGACCGUCCCAAGCCUCACGACGAGGACAGUAUCGGAUACAAGCUUAUUAUGGCCAUUGCUCGUUUCACCAUCCCCUCGCACAUGGAAGCAUCAUAGACAAAUGAUGUUCUCAAAUAAGGAGAUAAUGACUGGUGCCUGAGUUCCUUCUUUGAUAUGCAAAUGAUGUUAAUAACAUACACAUAUACAUAUAUAUAUAUAAUAUAUCAUCUUUAAUCUCCCUCCCUAACUUUUCAUGACAUUGAAGGGAAGAAAUAGGGAAAAAAUGAAACAUGUACAUCACUGAACUUAUAAUUAGUCAUUUGCUGUCUCUCAUUGUGAUUUAUACUAAUACUGUUUUAUGUGUUAAUAAGAUGUAAAUGUUUUGUCCACAACAGGAAGCUUUAUAUACAAAACUGUAUUAUAAUUUUUGUAA